UGCAAUUUAAUCACAAAAGUGAACUUUGGAACAUUUCAGACCUGGCAUGGAAUGCAGCUAUUACACAAGUUAAUUGUACAUGAAAAUCCUCUGAUGACGGUUCAAGAUCCUUAUCUUUUUAAUUUGCCAGCAUUGAAAUAUUUAGACAUGGGAACAACACAAGUGACGUUUACAACACUUGAUAACAUUCUCAUGACAGCUCCUGAGUUAGGGAAACUUAUCUUACCUAACCGUUUGGCCUGCUGCCUCUGCCAAUUUAAAAAUAAUAUAGAGGCUGUUGCCAAGACGGUCAAACUGCAUUGUGAGACCGAAUGUGUGACCAACACACCGUGUGGACGUUACCUCCACUUCUCACCCUUAUCACCACCAGCAUUACUUUUAAUUCUUCUGAAAAUUCUUGUGUACCAGCUGCACAAUGGCACACUUGACCUUCACACAGUCAGAAUCUUGGGAUGGUUCCCCAAGUACAGCUGA
Myotis daubentonii (Daubenton's bat) is the source of this 474-nucleotide messenger RNA. RefSeq names its product leucine-rich repeat-containing protein 37B-like. Lineage: Eukaryota; Metazoa; Chordata; Mammalia; Chiroptera; Vespertilionidae. The transcript is spliced from 5 exons. The coding region runs from base 52 to 474 and encodes 140 amino acids. The record is from RefSeq and is a predicted model, not a curated record.